Messenger RNA from Dicrocoelium dendriticum, 210 nucleotides. The record is from the annotation of a GenBank genome assembly. NCBI's taxonomy places the organism in Eukaryota, Metazoa, Platyhelminthes, Trematoda, Plagiorchiida, Dicrocoeliidae.
AUGCUGAAAGUGCGCAAAAAUUAUAGAGGGAAGCCUUACAACCCGGUUGACUUGGCCACUAGCAUGGAGUACUUGAAAUCCGAUGUGUAUCGUGAUACCUACUUAGGCAAACCGGUCUGGUUCUAUUACCGUCGAAAUUUCAGAGGACACUUUGCUCCACCGACAACGCGUCGAAAUUGUGUCGUAAGUGUUCCGCCUUGUGAAAAUUAG